CCCGAAAUGGACGACAUAGGGGGCGGAUCAAUCCUCCUCAUCCUCAACGUGCCCGAAGGCUCCCUAAUCGGUAUCAACCUCCUCUCCUUCACCACCACCCCCCGCUUCCACGGCAUCAAGCACCUCCCCCCCGGUUUCCACUUCGUCUUCACCAGCGUCUCCAACACGCAGUCGAUCCGCCAGGGCGUGUGGGUCGAAGUCCCCCGAUCCGGAUCCCGCGCCAUCUCGCAAUACGGCCCGCACAUAAUCUUGAAAAAAUGGGACCCUACCACCGAAAGCCUUGUGGACGAAACCUCCGACUCUGAACGCCUUCGCCACCGCGCGAACCUCGGCGCCAUCUGGCGCGAGGGGCUGGUGCCGUAUCUGCAGAGCGCGGACACCGCGGACGAGGAGGCGCAGGAGCAGGGGAAGGAGGAGUGGGCACAGAUGACAACGCAUGUGUCCGCGAGGCUGCUGGACCGGGUGUUGGGGGAAAGGACGUGGGCGCUCAACUCGGCGAGCACGGCGCCGACGGACGCGGAGAAAAUUCCCGGGAUAUCAGCGGAAGAGCAUCAGGAGAAGGAGUUGGGGUUUUUGGUCGUUGAUUUGCGGAGGACGUGGAAGGAGGAUGCGACGGGGCGGGAGAGGACGGAGGCGGCGAGGGAUCGGAGUUGGGCGUUGGGGGAGGCGGUGGAGAAGCAUUGUUGGGGGAGUUGGGACGAGGUGGUGGGGGAGAUGGAGGUGGCGUUUCUUAUGGUGAUGACGCUGAAUAACUACUCGUGCUUGGAACAGUGGAAGAGACUCUUGGAGCUGGCGAUGACGAGCAAGGCGGCGGUGAAGGAUCACCCGGGGUUCUUUGUGGAUGUGAUGGAGAUGCUUAGGUUGCAACUCGAGAAGAGCAGGAAUGUUGAAGGCGGUGGGCUGUUCGAUUUGUCGGAUGAUGGAGCGCCAUUCCUUAAAGAUUUGCUAAAGAAGUUCAGGAGGGGGUUGGAUGAUCUGGAUGGGAAGGCGAAGGCGGACGUCUUGGAUGAGCUGGAUGAGCUGGAGCACUACCUCAAGGAAGUCCACAAAUGGGAGAUCGAUGCACCGUUUCUCCGGACGGGCAUUUUGGAGCUCGAAGACGGCGAGACGGUCGAGAUGGAUGCAAUGGGCAGGGAUGACGAGGACGAAGAAGGCGAAUAUGCCCCUCAAAUAGUCGAGCUUACAGCAGAGCAAGCCAAUGCUCUCGGUCACGAUCACCAAGCCAAGAAAUCGGAGGACGAGCUAGCACUCGCCGAGGAAGAAGAGGAAGAGCAAGACCUUGAAGAAAUGGAUGCGAGGUUUUGA
This is a messenger RNA of Eremomyces bilateralis CBS 781.70, 1305 nucleotides long. RefSeq lists its product as uncharacterized. The annotation marks the transcript as partial. Gene Ontology annotation, biological process: spliceosomal tri-snRNP complex assembly. NCBI's taxonomy places the organism in Eukaryota, Fungi, Ascomycota, Dothideomycetes, Eremomycetales, Eremomycetaceae. The transcript has a single exon. The record is from RefSeq and is a predicted model, not a curated record.